CUGAUCCCUGGGGCCUCCGAUUGGGAUGUCCCUAAGCCGGGCUAUGGGAGCAAGCGAUCUUGAGCCGGGUCUCCGGGGUCUGGGGACAGUCACGUGUUCUCGAGGCUCUUCUAAAACCCUGACGGCUCGGGCCCCUCCUUCUCACGGCCGCCUCCAGGUCCUGCUCCUGCCGCCGCCGCCUCCGCCACGAGCAGAAGCGACCGCGCUCAGCCGCGUAUCCCGGAGUCCAGGCAACCACGGCGGCUGGGGCAUCCUGAGGUACCCACUCCAGGCCUCGCCUGCCUCUACCGGAAUCCCGCGUCCCUGUCCUGGGUCCUGGAGCAUCUUGCGGUUUCCAAGAGGGUGGGGUGCGGACCCAGAGGACUGCAGUAUGGAUUUUGAACUUGAAGAGCAUCUUAACAAGACGAUUGUUGCGGAGAACAGUACUGCGGCUGCUCGGAAAGCUGCCUCCCCGGUCUGGGAUGACUACAGAGGUACAGAGAACAAUACUGUGGCUGCCCGGAACGCUGCCUUUCCUGUCUGGGAUGACUACAGGGGCAGCGUAGAUGAUUUACAAUACUUUCUGAUUGGUCUCUAUACAUUUGUAAGUCUUCUUGGCUUUAUGGGAAACCUACUUAUUUUAAUGGCUGUUAUGAAAAAGCGCAAUCAGAAGACUACCGUGAACUUUCUCAUAGGCAACCUGGCCUUCUCCGAUAUCCUGGUAGUGCUGUUCUGCUCCCCUUUCACACUGACCUCUGUCUUGUUGGAUCAGUGGAUGUUCGGCAAAGCCAUGUGCCACAUUAUGCCUUUCCUUCAGUGUGUGUCCGUCCUCGUUUCGACUCUGAUUUUAAUAUCAAUUGCCAUUGUUAGGUAUCAUAUGAUAAAACAUCCCAUAUCUAACAAUUUAACAGCAAACCAUGGCUACUUCCUGAUAGCUACUGUCUGGACCCUGGGCUUUGCUAUCUGUUCUCCCCUCCCCGUGUUUCACAGUCUUGUGGAACUUAAGGAAACCUUUGGCUCAGCCUUGCUGAGCAGCAAGUAUUUGUGUGUUGAGUCAUGGCCUUCUGAUUCCUACAGAAUUGCUUUCACCAUCUCUUUAUUGUUAGUUCAGUAUAUUCUGCCUUUAGUUUGUCUAACUGUAAGUCAUACUAGUGUCUGCAGGAGUAUAAGCUGUGGCUUGUCUCACAAAGAAAACAGACUGGAAGAAAAUGAGAUGAUCAAUUUAACUCUUCAUCCUUCCAAAAAAAGUGGGAACCAGACAAAACCCCCCAGCAGUCAAAAGUGGAAUUACUCAUUCAUCAGAAAGCACCGAAGAAGGUACAGCAAGAAGACAGCAUGUGUCUUACCUGCUCCGGCAGGACCCUCCCUGGAGCACCACCCAACAGUUCCGGAAAACCUGGGCUCGGUCAGAAGUCAGCUGUCUUCAUCCAGUAAGGUCAUCCCAGGGGUCCCAACCUGCUUCGAGGUGAAACCUGAAGAAAACUCAGAUGCUCGCGAGAUGAGAGUCAAGCGCUCCAUCACGAGAAUAAAGAAGAGAUCUCGCAGUGUUUUCUACAGACUGACCGUACUGAUACUAGUGUUUGCUGUGAGCUGGAUGCCACUCCACCUUUUCCACGUGGUGACUGAUUUCAAUGAUAACCUCAUCUCCAACAGACAUUUCAAAUUGGUAUACUGCAUUUGUCACUUGCUAGGCAUGAUGUCCUGCUGUCUUAAUCCAAUCCUAUACGGAUUUCUUAAUAAUGGGAUCAAAGCAGACUUGAGAGCCCUUAUACACUGCCUACACAUGUCCUGAUUCCUUGUUUACUAAGGGAAGGAGAAAUAAUAAGAUUGUCUAAAAUACAUCUGUACUAAUGAUGUAUGUAUUCAUUAAAUUUACAUGAAAGUGUCCUGGAUCUUAAUGCCAGUCCAUAAUGUAUGUAAGAUAAUUUUAAUGUAAUAAUAUGGUUAAUUCAGUUGGUUGUAGAGUCAAUAUCAAUCUAAUCUGUGACGUCAUGUUUUAAAGUAGUUACAUUUCAUGUCAUUGGUGAUAAAUGGAUAGUACUUUCUGUUUGAUGUAAAAGUGAUAGUUAACUAAAUUGAUAUUUUGUACAAAAAUGUAAGGAGCCAAAUGAUUCUUACAAGAAAGAAUAUUUAAUAUAGAUUUAAGGACUUUCUAUUACCUAGAUAUCCUCAUUUCUAUUUCACAGGCUUCUUAAUAAUUUUUGUAAAAGUACAAAAAUAUUUAAUAUGCACCCAAAUUCUAAACUCUACUAUAAAUGUAUGCUUAAAUUAUGAUUAUAAAUUUACAGGACAAUGAUUCUCUCCUGUUAUUGAAGAUUGGUGAAAUUAUCAGUCUAACCUGGAUGUAUUACUAUUAAUAAUUAUCAAAUACAAAUAGGUUUUAAAUCUUGUUUAGAGUUACAUCACAUUAAAAACUAUCAAAUAAAAGUUGCUUUCAUAUACACUUUUCAUGUUCUAAAAUGUGAAGUCUCAAAGGUGUCUGUAUUUACAAUUAUUAAAUAACU
Molecule: messenger RNA, 2483 nt
Organism: Chionomys nivalis (European snow vole)
Lineage: Eukaryota; Metazoa; Chordata; Mammalia; Rodentia; Cricetidae
Gene: Npy5r
Product: neuropeptide Y receptor Y5
Exons: 2
Coding region: 26-1771 (581 amino acids)
Biological process (GO): G protein-coupled receptor signaling pathway
Cellular component (GO): plasma membrane; neuron projection
Molecular function (GO): neuropeptide Y receptor activity; neuropeptide binding
Source: RefSeq, a predicted model, not a curated record